CGCUCGGUUACAGGUUAAACUGAGGAGGAGGAGGAGGAGUUAGAAGUUCCGCUUUGGGGUCCGGAACGUAGGUCCAGCUCUGACUUCUCCUGUAUUCAGGAAGGAGAGAGGGAGGGGGGAGCGGGAGCACCUGGCCUCCCCUCCCCUGCUCCUCUGUUGGCAGAUAAACUCGGGAGAACCCGGAGAGUCCGUCCCGGGCCGGGGCACCCUCAGACUGCCCGGCUGCCGGAGGCUAGCAACGUCUCCGGGCGCCCGCGGCUCAUCCCUUUCCCGCGAGCCGAGGAAAGAUUUCUUCCGUGUUUCUCCCUCCCUCUCGAACCCCGGAGCUCGCUCGCUCGCUGUUGCCUCUGGGUCCCGGCGGCCGCGGAGAGCCGGGUCGAGCCUCCGGCUGGAGGGAAGAGGCAACCCCGGGGUGUGCGAGUCCCUCCUGGCCCCGAGCUGGGGAGCGAGGAAGAGGUGGCGCGGAGCCCGCGGGAGGACGCGAAACCCCGCGAGGCCCCGAGCCCCUUCCUCAUUUCGCCCGCCUUCCGGGGACCGCUCUGAUUUUUUGCGUCCCAAGGCACCGCCAGGUGUCUGUCCUCGCCACCCGCCCUCCCCGGCCGGGGCCGAGGGGCCGAGGACCCGAGGGCCAGAGGGCCAGAGGAGCCGGGGACGGCAGCGCCGCGCGGCGGGAGUGGGCAGCGAGCGCAGGCCGGUGAGGAAAUCUUCUCGGUCCCAGGCAACCGCUGCUGCCCCUUUGAUGUUUUGGUACGCCUUGCGCAUGCGCCUCACAUUAGAAUUACUGCACUGGGCAGACUAAGUUGGAUCUCCUCUCUCCAGUGAAACCCUCAAUCCCGUCCAAAACUAAAGGGAUGUGGAGAGUCCGGAAAAAGGGCUACUUUGGGAUCUGGCCGUUCCCCUUAAUAAUCGCCGCUGUCUGUGCGCAGAGUGUCAAUGACCCUAGUAAUAUGUCGCUGGUUAAAGAGACGGUGGAUAGACUCCUGAAAGGCUAUGAUAUUCGGCUGAGACCAGAUUUUGGAGGUCCCCCCGUGGCUGUGGGAAUGAACAUUGACAUCGCCAGCAUCGAUAUGGUUUCUGAAGUCAAUAUGGAUUAUACCUUGACAAUGUACUUCCAGCAAGCUUGGAGAGAUAAGAGGCUGUCCUAUAAUGUAAUACCUUUAAACUUGACUCUGGACAACAGAGUGGCAGACCAGCUCUGGGUGCCCGAUACUUACUUCCUGAACGAUAAGAAGUCGUUUGUGCACGGAGUGACUGUCAAGAACCGCAUGAUCCGCCUGCAUCCAGAUGGGACGGUCCUUUACGGCCUCAGAAUCACAACCACAGCUGCCUGCAUGAUGGACCUGAGGCGGUACCCACUGGAUGAACAAAACUGCACCUUGGAAAUUGAAAGCUAUGGAUAUACAACUGAUGACAUUGAGUUUUACUGGCGUGGGGAUGAUAACGCAGUAACAGGAGUAACCAAGAUUGAACUUCCACAGUUCUCUAUUGUAGAUUAUAAACUUAUCACCAAGAAGGUUGUUUUUUCCACAGGUUCCUAUCCCAGGUUGUCCCUCAGCUUUAAGCUUAAGAGAAACAUUGGUUACUUUAUCCUGCAAACAUACAUGCCAUCUAUCUUGAUCACUAUCCUCUCCUGGGUCUCCUUCUGGAUUAAUUACGAUGCUUCAGCUGCAAGAGUGGCAUUAGGCAUUACAACUGUGCUAACGAUGACCACUAUCAAUACCCACCUCCGGGAAACUCUCCCUAAAAUCCCUUAUGUGAAGGCCAUUGACAUGUACCUGAUGGGGUGCUUUGUCUUUGUUUUCAUGGCCCUUCUGGAAUAUGCUUUGGUCAACUACAUCUUUUUUGGGAGGGGACCUCAACGCCAAAAGAAAGCAGCUGAAAAGGCCGCCAGUGCCAACAAUGAGAAGAUGCGUCUGGAUGUCAACAAGAUUUUUUAUAAAGAUAUUAAACAAAAUGGGACCCAAUAUCGAUCCUUGUGGGACCCAACUGGAAACCUCUCCCCAACUAGACGGACUACCAAUUACGAUUUCUCUCUGUAUACGAUGGACCCCCAUGAGAACAUAUUACUGAGCACUCUUGAGAUAAAAAAUGAAAUGGCCACUUCCGAGGCUGUGCUGGGACUUGGAGACCCCAGGAGCACAAUGCUGGCCUGCGAUGCCUCCAGCAUCCAGUAUCGGAAAGCCGGGUUACCCAGGCAUAGUUUUGGCCGAAAUGCCCUGGAACGGCACGUGGCACAGAAGAAAAGCCGCCUGCGGAGACGCGCCUCCCAACUGAAAAUCACCAUCCCCGACUUGACUGAUGUGAAUGCCAUAGAUCGGUGGUCCCGCAUAUUCUUCCCAGUGGUUUUUUCCUUCUUCAACAUCGUCUAUUGGCUUUACUAUGUGAACUAAAACAUAGCCUCCCAUGGGAAGCAAGGACUAGAUUCCUCCUCAAACCAGUUGUACAGCCUGACGUAGAACUUGGAAAACACAUCACUCCAGGACAAAAGUGAUGCUAAAAUACCUUAGUUGCUGGCCUAUCCUGUGGUCCAUUUCAUACCAUUUGGGUUGCUUCUGCUAAGUCAUGAAUACACUAAGGUCCCUGUGGUUUUCCAGUUAAAAUGCAAGUGAUUUGUACACAUGCUGGCAAGACUGAGUCUGAGUGUCCCACUUUAUCUGCUUAGUACACAGCCUAUACGGAGGGCAGUCAUUUAGAAGAUACUCUAGAAGGGUCAAUAGCGUCAUCAGUCAUUUUGCAGAGAAGCGGUCAUACCCAGAUACUUCCCAUCUUCCUUCCUAAGGUUGGCAUGUGAUCUGCCGUGCCACGCAGAUAUGCUAACUGAAGAUGGUCUAUGCCUGUCUUAUUAAGGUGAUAAUGGUGCCAUGGGAAGUUAAUUCCCACUGGAUUGUAGAAGGUUCUCAUGUAGUUCAAACAGGAUAGGGAGAGUCAGGACAGAGACUCAGGAAACCAUUUUGGCCAGGCUCUGUUUGCUUGAGCAUAGGAAUCAACUCCAACAUCUUCCACUUUGACACUUAGAGAAGGGGAGACUUCUGAAUGUUUUCAUGCAUGGGGGCCAAAUAAAUUUUUCUAAAAGGCUAUUUCCGAGGUCGUUAAACUAAGAGUUAAUAACCCAGAGCAGAGUGGAAAAUCCAGAAACAGCUGUUGUAACAAAAUUAAAGCAAGUGAGCAGCAUGACCCUUAUCAGCCCCUUGCAGCAUCUGGUCCACACAUACUGUGUUCAGUGGCGAAAGGUAGAGCAGGAGACAUUUUUUUCCUCCAACCUCACAAGCUUUUGACAGCAUACCUAGAGAGGUUUUUAUAGUUUAUCUAAUAAAAAGACAACCCCCAAAUAGAAAAGUUAGUGGAAUUAGAAGCAUCUUAGGUUACACUGGGAGUCAUUCCAAUAUAUGAAUAUAAAGCACAGACAGAGAUAGCAAACAGGAUGCUUUUCUCAGACAGUGUCAGCUGUCUCUACAACAUUUUCCUACAGUUUAUUUCUGAAUUUAAUAGGUUAUUUCAAAGGAAGGAUUUGUUCAUUUCUUUAGAGGAUUAAUGGUCUUUUCCAACUUUUCUUGCUUCUGAAAUUCUGAUUAUAUUCUUAAGAGACAGACAAAGUAAGGCUUUGGAGAGCUUUUGAGAGAACUAUGUUUCCUUAUGUGCAGUGAAGUUCACCUUUGUAUCUUUCAUAGCAAACAGUACUUCAAAGAUUAUGUGCACAAGUAGGGUUACUUUGUAGGUUUGCUGGGUUUGAUUUUUUUAAGGGUGAUUUCAUUGUGUAUGUUGCAACCUGCCUAAUCAAAGAAAAUAGGAAAAGUCAUGCAAAACAGAAUAACA
Molecule: messenger RNA, 3813 nt
Organism: Balaenoptera ricei (Rice's whale)
Lineage: Eukaryota; Metazoa; Chordata; Mammalia; Artiodactyla; Balaenopteridae
Gene: GABRB2
Product: gamma-aminobutyric acid type A receptor subunit beta2
Exons: 11
Coding region: 852-2390 (512 amino acids)
Biological process (GO): nervous system process; monoatomic ion transmembrane transport; regulation of membrane potential
Cellular component (GO): GABA-A receptor complex; neuron projection; synapse
Molecular function (GO): extracellular ligand-gated monoatomic ion channel activity; neurotransmitter receptor activity; GABA-A receptor activity
Source: RefSeq, a predicted model, not a curated record